AUAAUUAGUCGUUAUAACGGUAACUAUACAACUUAAAUGUGACAUAUGUGAUCAUUGGGGGCGGGGCUUAUAGAACCUUAUAUGACAAAAACCAGCAAAAGUGGAAAUUUUAUAUUUAUUUCCAUAGAAUAAAUACCAGUUUGAAACGUCGACAUUAACAUGAUCGUCUCUGACAGCAUUAUAUGAAAUCUCAUUUUUCCUGUAGAACAUAUGUGAAAGAAGCGCAAAUAAUUGUUCCAGUCGGGUUUUUUUUAUACAUGUCUGGGAAGAUAAAUUAAUUAUCAAUACUUCCAUGAAGCAGAGGAGAUUUCAAGACAUUGAAUCAGUUUUCUAAAGUUGGUGGCUUAAAGACACUGAUGGAUUGAGUCGCGUGCUUCCAUAAUUGGUUGUGUUGGAGAAUUAAGUGCCUUAAUUGUAAAAAGAAAUGCCUACAAGAUCCAUACUGCACGAUGAUAUUGAAUGUGAAGAAGAAUCUGACUUCCCGUCAGACGAAGAUCUUGAAAUCUCGGACCAGGACGAGAUUAUCUGUAAACAAGAUCGAGACAAAAAUAACCCAAAGAAGGGAAAACGUAGAAAAUCAGACAGUACUGACAAAGAUGAACCCAAAGUUCCGAAAAAGCGCGGACCGAAAAAGAAAAAGAUGACAAAGGCAAGGUUACUUCGUCUGAGAGUCCGUAGAGUGAAAGCCAACACGAGAGAACGAAACCGGAUGCAUGGGUUAAAUGAUGCACUUGAUAUAUUACGAAAACAUGUUCCAUGUUAUUCGAAGACUCAAAAGUUAUCAAAAAUUGAAACGCUGCGUCUAGCAUGCAACUAUAUUGGUGCCUUAGGAAAUAUUUUGAAAACUGGAAUUCGACCGGACGGGAUUUCCUUUGCCAAAGCACUGUCAAAAGGCUUAUCACAAAAUACGAUGAAUCUAGUGGCUGGAUGUCUGCAGCUGAAUCCAAGAACACUUUUACCGGAAUCUGCAGCUUAUUCGAAACCGUACCAAUUUUUGUACGAAAAUUCUUUGGAUUUUACAUCACCAACGUUGAUCCGUCAGACGGAAUUUUCGAACCAGUGCUUUCAGUCGUAUGAAAGCUUCUCGCCGUCACGUGCGAACGCGUGUUACUCAGUGCCUUCAAUAAAUCAAGUGCCUCAUACAACCAUCCAGACGCCCAUAUCUGAUUUUGGAAGCCCGAGGAUUAUGAGCCCUCUUCAGGGAUAUACUGCGGACAACAGUUUUCAAGUCGAGGCAAUGACGUCAUCAAAUUUUUUACGCUGUGAUAACGUCAUGGAUUCGUAUCCAAACAAUUACGUAACUCCUCCGUCCCAAAAUGGAACAAUUUAUCAUCCGAGCGUUGUAACAUCUAUACAGGACUGUGUCCCGACUUGUGCAAUAAUUGAUAACAUGUCAGAUUCUAUUCUUGAAAACGACAUCGCAAUGUUAGGAACCAGCCCAAGUAUAUUCGAUCAAAUGGCCCCAUGAUGUCAAUUUUAGAAAUGUUAUUGUCAAGUCAAAGGAAUCUUGAGUACUUUCGUACUUUCUACAAACUCGUUUUUGAUCUUUAUGUAGUGGAACGAUGUAGUGGAAUAUGAUUUUAAGUUUUCAUAAGACAGUUAAACGCUCACAAAUCUCACACAUUUUUAAUUUCUACUGAUUGACUUUUUUUCCGUUUACAGUUUGAAUGUGUUUUCUUUUAAGCUCAUUCAUUGAUACAAAAUUUAAGAAAAAUAUUUACGAGUUAAAGUCAGUAACAACUUCUGUAGAAAGUGAAUCAUCAGUUAUAUUUAAAAUUGUCUCAGAAGCUUUGAACAUUCGCGAUUUCUUAACAUUGUUUAGAUACUUCCAUACAGGGAUAAUUUGAAGUCAUUUUAUUUGUCAAUAAGGUCACCUUUUAAGAUUAUAACAUCGAGUAUUUUAGGAGGAACUGAUUCUUAUACUUUCUUUGAUAUGCUUACCUUCCACAACAGAAAACAGACCCGCUUGAUACUUGUCCAGACUAGCUCCUAGACUACCGGUAUAUACAUUUUUUUUAUUUAUAUUUUUUAAAGUCUUUAUUCUAUGUCCAAUAUCAUAAUAUAUUCAUAUUACAGUCAGUUCUCCGAGAAAAACCUUUAAGAUAGACCGGCAUUUGUAACUAUCAUAUAAAAUAAGAGAAAAAUUACAAUUACAAGUUGAAGUUUUGUGACAAAUUCUUCAUUAUCAGUCUAGUGGCUAGUCUAAUACUUGUCAUGCUUGAGCAUUUUCCUCCGACUUAAUUUUAUUAUUUUAUGAAAAACAAAGAUCAUGUUUUCAUAUAUAGUGUUAUAUAUAUGUUAUGUAUAUUAGGUCAGGGACUUGUGUGCAAUAAGUUACAUUCCUUGUGCUAUUUUUCUACCUUUUUUUUGCCUCACACUGAAGUGCCAUUUACAAACAUUUCUAGAAGUAAUAGUUAGUUUCAUAGAUAUCGAAUACAUGUUGUCAUUGAGAUGUAUUUCAUUCUUUAUCGCAAUUUUAAGUUUCAGUGAAAUGAAGGACACCGGAGAUUUUAAAGCUAAUGUAGAAACUUACAGUUCGCUAGUCAUAUAUUGAAUGUACAACAAUUUUAUGCAAUGAAACGUAAUAUACAUUGUAUAUGCCUGAAUGAUUGAAAACGGUUGUACACUGUAUAUAUUUUUAGAAACAUAAUC
Messenger RNA from Mercenaria mercenaria, 2652 nucleotides. RefSeq names its product neurogenic differentiation factor 1-like. Gene Ontology annotation, molecular function: protein dimerization activity. The transcript has 2 exons. The coding region runs from base 425 to 1468 and encodes 347 amino acids. Lineage: Eukaryota; Metazoa; Mollusca; Bivalvia; Venerida; Veneridae. The record is from RefSeq and is a predicted model, not a curated record.